AUGCUUCCAAAUUUACCCAUGCGAUUAGUAAAGAAUCUUGUGAAUUUUCCGGCUGUUGUUAGACAAUCUAUUAUUGACUCGUAUGAAAAACUAAAAUCUACGGACUAUCGUUCAAUUUAUGAAAUUUACGAUAAUCUAACUGGAUUGGAUCGUGUUAGAUCCUUACAUGUUGGAGUCGCUGAAGCUGAAAGAAACUUCGUACAGAAACAAGUCGAAAGAAGAGCUUGUCAAACGGAAGUGUUUCAGUUAGAAGAAGCUAGAAAUCGAAUUAACAUACAACUAGAUAGUGUUAAACGUAGUGAUGAAAGUUUUUUGAAAUUAGUUACAGAGUUGCAUGAGCUUUCACGUCAACAUCAACAAGCUCGUGAUAAGUUAACAUCUAUUGAAUUAGCUGAACAAGUAACAUUUGAACAAUUCUCUAGUAUUCUACGUCAUUCACAAGCUGAAGAACGCAUUCAAGCUAGCCGAAUGCGACAAUGGACUGUUGGAUUUAGUUUAGCUGCUGGUUUGAUUGGUUUUAGCGCUACAUGGAUACGUUUUCGUCAACUUGAUAAGCAAAAUGCAUCAUCACUUCGCUUAAUUUCUGCUACUGGUCAGCCAACUACUGAGUACUCCUUCCAAGAUAUAACUUCCAGUCUUCACUCAUCCAAUCAGAGAUUAAAAACAACAUUGGAUGACUUAAAUCAAAUAAAAAAUAAUUUGAACGAUCUGAUCAAAACACUGAAAGAAAAUUUGAACGUGAUGAAUAUGAAUAUUACAAAGUCAUCUGAUGUUAAGGAUGGUCAAUUAUGUGUUAGCAAUAUCAUUGCAGAAAUUCCUAGUAUUGGUGAAACAAAAUAUAUGUAUUAUGCUUAUGGAACUGGUAUAUUACUUUUGUCUACUUUUAUAUUAUUCUUAAUUAAUAGAUAA
Molecule: messenger RNA, 909 nt
Organism: Schistosoma curassoni
Lineage: Eukaryota; Metazoa; Platyhelminthes; Trematoda; Strigeidida; Schistosomatidae
Source: the annotation of a GenBank genome assembly